Molecule: messenger RNA, 2145 nt
Organism: Lodderomyces margitis
Lineage: Eukaryota; Fungi; Ascomycota; Pichiomycetes; Serinales; Debaryomycetaceae
Exons: 1
Coding region: 1-2145 (714 amino acids)
Cellular component (GO): nucleus
Source: RefSeq, a predicted model, not a curated record
AUGGCCAACUAUAACGAAGUUCAACCCACUGCAUUCAAACCUAAAAAUAGUAAUAAGAGACGAGGACGUAACCACGGCGGUGGAAACAAUGGUGGUGGAGGAGCAGCAGGUGGAAGUGGGGGGAGAAGAGAAGGAGGAGGUAAUAAUAGAAGAAAUAAUCGAGAAGGAGGAGGAGGAGGAGACAAUCUCAGCAGUGGGAAUGGUAGAUCUUUCAAAGAAGGGGGGUUUAACCAUGGCAAUAGAAAUAAUGGGGUUUAUGAGAGGGAAGAGAACAGUAACCAGAACUAUACACCAGACAGCACUUCCUUCACAGAAACGAGUUAUUCACACGAUGAAUAUACAUUCGGAGAAGAUGGGUACGAUUCCCAGAGGGCUAGUUCACCAAAGGUUGAACCCCAGAGCCAACCCACGAGCUACACUCAGAUAUCACGACGUGAUACUAGGAAUGAUCCAAUACCUGUAAAAUCUAGCUAUAACUCGCAACCGACGCACUCCAGGAAUUCCACACGACGUUACAGCAACACAUCCCCAAAACGCCCGAGUAUCAACAACGCCGAAGCUCAUAACGAACAGCCACAGCCUCCACAAACGCACCAGCCGAAUAAUAACGAUAAUUUUCCGCCUUCCUUUCGCCCAUUUGUUGAAAGGAAGCUAGUUGCUAUUGGAAAUCUCUCUCCAAGGGACCAAGCUGAAGCUAAAGAACAACUUGCGAUACUCAUUACACUGGCACAGAACAGGGAGCUUAUGUUCAUCAACGAUUGGGCCAAGCAGAAGAUCCCGUUGUUGGAUGGGGGAGGGGAGAUGCUAUUGCAGUGUGAGGAGGAAAAUGCAAGCAACAGAAAUCGGACUACACUGGAUGGAGUGAGUGGGGGAUCAUCUCGAUAUGGUGGGAGUAGGAACCAAAACAACCAUCAAACGGUCAAUAUGACCACACGCUAUACCACAUCGACAAAGGAACCAAUUUCACCACCGCAAAGGGAACUGGCUGUAGAUAGAAUACCUUUGGAUGGGGGUGCAGAUGUGGCUCCCAUAAAUGCAGAAUCUUCAACCUUUAUGAGAGGAAAGCCACAAAAGUCUUUCGGGUCUGCCCAAGAUGGGGAUAUACCACGGCAAGCUAAGCCUUAUGCUGCUGUAAAUAGUAAACGAGUUGCAGAGGAGGAUUACGCGUCACACGAAAGAAAGCGACAAAGGGCAGAGAGAUUUGAAGCCACGAGCCUACCUCACACAUUGCCACCAACUACCGCGAACGUAAAAAAUGGUGGGCCUAUUGUGGGUCUUAAUCCUAACUUGGAGAAAUAUUACUUGCGGUUGACUUCAGAACCAGAUCCAAGGAAUGUGCGACCUCAGCACAUAUUGGAAAAAAGUGUCCAAUACGUCCUCAAAAAAUACGGUACAUUGCCAGACAAAGAAGCAUAUCACUAUCUCAAUAAUCAAUUCAAGUCCAUACGACAAGAUCUCACUGUCCAGCACAUCAAGAACGAUUUUGCCAUUUCUGUGUACGAGCAGAACGCUCGACUUGCUUUGAAACACGAUGACCUCGGCGAGUUCAAUCAAUGCCUGGGUCAGUUGAAGUUUCUCUAUAACUACAAAAGACAGUCAUCUCUUGAUUGGCUGAAGCGUUUUAUUUCGCUGGAAGUUGAGAUGAUCUGCUAUAAGAUCAUAUACAUGAUGAUAACAAAUAGUAACAGUGAAAUUUGUAAACUAAAACUUAGUUUGUUACAAGACUACAAGGGGUUCCAGAGGGAGAAUGCGAAUGUGGUGUAUUUUAAGUUUAUUAUGUCCUUAUUCAGGCUCAAUAACUAUAAGCUCACAAACAACUGUUUCCAGUUUUAUGAAGAGCUAGGUGAAUAUAAAGGUUUGAACGAUGUGCAUUUGGCGUUAAAAGUGAUAUCAGGAUUCUUGGACAACAAAAUAAGAUUGUCCGGACUUUAUGUUAUUUGCAGCGCAAACAGAACAGGCAUGAAGAUUGAAUCUUUGCAGGAUUUGUUGAGCUUCGAGGAUAGGAGAGAUUGUGAUGCUUUUUUGCGCAAGUUUCAGUUGGACACAUUUAUCACUAAAGAUGAUUUUCAAGCUUUCAGGGCUAAGGGUACUGUAAAAGCAUUAUACAAGAAAUCAACAAAAAUAGAUAUCAAAGGACAAAUUUAA